Messenger RNA from Drosophila subobscura, 1405 nucleotides. Its product is annotated as antichymotrypsin-2. The transcript is spliced from 3 exons. NCBI's taxonomy places the organism in Eukaryota, Metazoa, Arthropoda, Insecta, Diptera, Drosophilidae. The coding region runs from base 61 to 1302 and encodes 413 amino acids. Gene Ontology annotation, molecular function: serine-type endopeptidase inhibitor activity. The record is from RefSeq and is a predicted model, not a curated record.
GUGUAAACCACUGAAUCACAAACUACGCAAACCAAACAAAGCUUGGAAUAGCCCCUAGCCAUGAUCAAUAAACAAUACUGGAGACGACUCCCACUGGCCGUGCUGCUGGCUAUCCAACUGCUGGCAGUCGUUGGCGCUGCCUCGGGCAGUCCAGGCGCAGCUACCGCCAGCGCCUCCAACUACCGCUUUGGGCUGCGACUCUCCGCCAGACUGGGACGAAGUCAGCCCAGUGUCAAUGUGGCUGUCUCGCCCAUCCUCGUGCAGGCAGCACUCGGCCUGCUGUAUGCCGGCACCGAGCCCGACUCCGCGGCGGCCCGGGAGCUGCGCGAGGCACUCGAUCUGCCGCAUGCGAGCAGCGCCCGACAAUCGCUCAAUGGCCUUCGGGAACUGCUCUCCGAACUGAAGCAAUCCUCGGCCGUGGGCUGUCGCCUGCGUCUGCUCAGCGACUUUUACACGCUGCAGCGCUUCACCUUCAACUUUCGGGAUGAGUUCCAGGCGCUCGCAGCCCAAAUGGGAGUCGGCAGCCAUCGCCUCGAGUGGGAGUCGCCCGCCAGCGCCGCCCAAGCCAUCAAUUAUGACUUCCUCAGUCGCAGCAACUUCAGUGUGGGAGAGCUGGUCAGUGCUGCGCAGUUGGAGGCGAUCGCCGACCACGACACACCCUUCCUGCACGUGUCGGCGGUGACAUUCCGCGCACCCUGGGCCCAGAGCUUCGACCCCGAUGAGACGCAGCGCAUCAAUUUCUUCAGCGAGGGAGAGCGACCCAAGCUGGUGGAUGCCAUGUUCGGGCAGCAUCGCUUCAGGUACGCGGAGAUAGCCGCUCUGGACGCACAGCUGAUCGAGCUGCCCUUUGCCGUGGCAGAUCUGCGGCUGCUGCUCAUCCUGCCCAACCGAGCGGAUGGACUGCCGGAGCUCGAGCAGCAGCUGGCCAAGUACGAUCUGCAGUAUCUCCGUGGGCAGAUGAGCGAACGCAAGGUGGCCCUCACGCUGCCCAAAUUCCAGGUGCUGGUCCACACACAGCUCUCCAAGGUGCUGAAAGAGUUGGGUCUGACGCGACUCUUCACAGCGGAGGCGCAGCUGAGUGAAGUCUUCAGUUCGCUGCUCGCCAGCUCGGCCCCCCAUCUGGGCGAGAUGUCGCAGAGCACGCUGCUGGAGCUGCAGGAGGCGGGUGGCAGCGCCGGCGAUUCGUUCUCCUUUGGGGAUCUGUUUCGACGCGCCCUGCCGCUGGUCAUCAAUCAUCCGUUCUUCUAUGCCAUCGGCAAUGACAAGAGCCUGCUGCUGGCCGGCCACAUAGUCGACAUCUAAUGCAUUCAGCGCUGGGAAGGCCACACGGAGGUUAUCGGCUUAUCAGUGCCCCGACUCAGGCUCGAAUCAGUUUUUAGUUCGUAGCAAAUAAACAGAGACCAAA